This is a messenger RNA of Juglans regia (Persian walnut), 2572 nucleotides long. RefSeq names its product type 2 DNA topoisomerase 6 subunit B-like. Gene Ontology annotation, biological process: meiotic DNA double-strand break formation; reciprocal meiotic recombination. The transcript is spliced from 10 exons. Lineage: Eukaryota; Viridiplantae; Streptophyta; Magnoliopsida; Fagales; Juglandaceae. Gene Ontology annotation, cellular component: condensed chromosome. Gene Ontology annotation, molecular function: protein-macromolecule adaptor activity. The record is from RefSeq and is a predicted model, not a curated record. Bases 1029 to 2504 code for a protein of 491 amino acids.
AAGAUGCCGCUUAUCCGGCGAGCCAUGCAGGCUCUCAGUUGUUGUCAAAUGCUCUCUACCUUCCGAUCCUCUUCUUAGUCGAAUCUCAAGUAAAUUUCUGCCUCUCUCACUGUUUCAGAUACGGGUGUCGGAAGCUGCCUGGAGGAGUUUCAGGGCUUGAAGUUUUCAAGACAAAGCAUUGGCGACGAAAAGUGGGGUAAGCAGAGUACAGAUAUUAUCUUUAUUACACUGUUCAGAAGGUUCAACGAAUGCUAACGUUGGCUGUAUCCACACCUAUUUGUUUCAAUUUGUAAUGGGAAUAUUUAUGCGCUACCGUUUGACGUGUGGUUUGAUUGAUGUCUGUCAUUCUGACGCAGAUGGUAUGCUAUCUGUAAGAACUACUGGUAAGCUUCAUUUUUCUCCGAGUAACUGAUUUUCUCCAAACUUUCGGUGCGAUGAGAGAGAUUGCUUACAAUACAGAAGUAAUUGAUAGAAAUUUAAAUAAAAUAGAAAAUGAGAUGAAAAUGAGGAAGAGAGAAUGAGAGAAGAAACUUUGAGGACUAGAUCUUGCUUAUUAUAAAACAAAUGAAUACAAGGCUUAAGCUUCUAUUUAUAGGGAAAUUACACGGAGAUAAGAUAAGAUAAUCUAUAGAUAAUUACAAAUUCAAAUAUCUUGAUAAUUAUCAAAUACCAUCUUAAUUUGAGUUUGAUUUGAUUUUCUCUUUAUCUCUAACAGUAAUGGGCAAUUUUGAGGCUUCAUGAUUUUCAAGAUUUCCCUGGUUUCAUUUUAUAUCAUUAAUUAUGUGUAGUUGUAAUCCCUAGGGGUUAGUUCAAGUGGUAAAGGCCUUGGGCUUGGGGGUAUGCUCCCCCUAGGUCUAAGGCUCGGAUUCCCUUAGGUGCAAACAAUUUCUAGGGGCCAUCGGAUUGAGGGAUUUUUCUCUUGAAUUAUCCAAGGUGCACUUGCGGGAAACUCCUUGCUGAGGGUUUGUGCACCCCCGAGAUUAGUCAGGACGCUGUUCUUGGACACUCGGUGCCAAUAAAAAAAAAUUAUGUCUAGUUGUCUAUUAAACUUCACUGAUCCUGUGGCUGAAAUAUUUUACUUCUUGAGAUUGAGGAAGCUAGAUUUUAUUGAAAUUAUUGUUUAUAUAUACAUAUAUAUAUAUAUGUGUGUGUGUGUGUGCGCGCGCGCGCGCGCGCAUAGUAUCCAUUUCAGUGUUGGCAGUAUUUAUUUGGCGGAGAUUGCAGGCAAAUGUGAUAAUGAGGUAUAUCACUAUCAGUUAAAUCUAAAAGAGAGUGCUUCUGCCAGAAGGCUGACUAGGCUACCUUCAAACCCAAAAAAUGGUGUGAAAUUCAGUGGGACUGAAGUAAUUCUCUCCAUGUUCGAAAGUGCUGAUGCGUUGGUGGCAGAGAUCAAUUGCUUCUUUCAAAAGAUGCUCAUGCUAAAGAUUCCUAAUGUUGCAUAUGAACUGGUAGUUGAACGUGGGGAUGCUCCUGGAUCUCAAUGUGAACAUGUUUUUCUAGCAAAUGAGUCCAAUCCAUUAUCUUUCUCAGCCUCAAAUCUUGAAUGUUUGAAGUCCAGCAUUGAAGAUUAUGUUUUGAAGCAUGGAUACAAGAAGGAGCAUCUCAAGGUUGGGAGUGGGACGGCAUAUUGCACAGAAGGCCAUCAGAAUACUGGAUGGAUGAUGGACACCGUGAUUGCCAUAAGUGAAAUAUCAGAGCCAAUCAGUAGUUGCUUCAGGACUAGCGGUGCUAAAAGUGAGGUUAUUUAUUUUAAAGAUUUUUCACCUUGCUCGGUCUCCCAGUCAUCUAUGAAGGCAUUGACUAGCAUUGACUGGAGAAGUUUUGGGUUGACCUUGAAAAGCAUUGCGAAUCAAGGUGGCUAUGCAUUUUUGGAAUGGGAAGGCUUGCCACCAAAUACUCGCAUAGAUAUCAUCCUCCAUUCUUACCAUAAGCAGGCCGUAAUGCCAUCUGCGAAGCAAAAGACUCAACUUGAUCGAAAUCUCAUAAAAAGAGCAGUGAAACUUGCAUUGGAUGAUUUGAAGGAGAAACAUGCGGGAGUUCUUCUAAGUGCUCAUGCCCUCAAGAUUCGCAGUUAUGCGCCCGAUCUCGCAAAAACAAUUGCUGGCCUAAUUUUGUCUUCCAACGACUCAGGCUUCCAGGGAGAAUGCUUUUCUCUUAUUGGUUUGCAGUGUCAGGGAGUGGGAGGUGAAAUUGUUGAAGACUGUAUAAAGAAAAAGAUUAUCUCUGUUAUAGAGAUGAAUGAUAGGAAGUCCCACGAAAGAAGCGAAGACGUUGCACCUUUUCUUUUUGAAGAUGAGUGCCUCCAGGAGCUAGAUUUCCAAGAAGAUGAAUAUGAAGAAGGAGUGGGCUUUGUGUUUCUGGCCCGUUUGUAUAUGCGUUUUAGCCAACUGGACCAGCUGAUGUUGAAGCCCAGAAUACUUUCAAUGGGUUUUUUAGAAAGUCCAGCCUGGCUACCAAUCGUAUAUUGGCAGUUGGAAAUAGAGCACGGCUAUUCUUUAUCUUAGAUUUGUCAUUAUGUCUAAGUAUACUGAUGACAUGGUUUAUGUGAAUUUUCUUGUCAAAUAUUUAAUAA